Molecule: messenger RNA, 1611 nt
Organism: Saccharomyces eubayanus
Lineage: Eukaryota; Fungi; Ascomycota; Saccharomycetes; Saccharomycetales; Saccharomycetaceae
Gene: RPN4
Product: stress-regulated transcription factor RPN4
Exons: 1
Coding region: 1-1611 (536 amino acids)
Biological process (GO): regulation of transcription by RNA polymerase II
Cellular component (GO): nucleus
Source: RefSeq, a predicted model, not a curated record
AUGGCAUCCACAGAACUGAGCCUGAAAAGAACUUUAACAGAUAUUCUGGAAGACGAGUUGUACCACACCAAUCCGGCACAUAACCAGUUCGCAGGUCACUACCAAAACUAUCACCCGAAUGCUAGCAUCACCCCAUACAAACUGGUGAACAGCAACAAGGAAAAUAACAAUUUUACGUGGAACACCGCAUUCCAACAGCAGAAUGAGUCUAAUACGGCUUCUCAGCCUCCACAACAAACUUACCAUUUCCCAAUAUUCAACAAAUAUGCUGACCCCACACUAACUACCACUACUUCGCUUACAAACGGUGAAGCAACAGCGAAUGACAAACAAGUUGUUGGUAAUAAUGUUCACCUCAUACCCAGUGAUAGUAAGGUCGCCAAUGAAACUCCAUUGCAAAAGACUGUUGAUUUGAAGAAUGUAAUGAAAGUCUCAGAUCCUUAUGUGCCGACGCGAAAUACAUUCAAUUACGAUGUCAAAAUAUCCAACGAUUUUUUUGAUAACGGUGACAAUCUGUAUGGUAAUGACGAAGAAGUGCUAUUUUAUGAAGACAAUUAUAAUCCAAAGAUGCAAUGGUCUCUUCAGGACAAUAGUGCUGCAAUAAAUAAUGAAGACGCAAGAACUAUCUUCAAUAACGAAUUUGACUCUGAUGAUGACGAUAUCAGUGACGAUGAAGAAGACGAAAUUGAAGACGAAGAUCGUUUGCAACAACAAGAGGAAAUCCUUUUGCCAUUAGACGUCACCUCAGUAUCGAUAUUUGAUGCCGAUCAUAAAAUAAAUCAUUUAAAGAGUGCUGGUCAUGUAUUUAAUGAAUACAGUUACGUUGAUUCUAAUACAGACGACACAACCAACAUCACACCCAAAAAUACGUUAGAAGAACAGGAAAAUGCAAACGCUGAGGAAGGGGGUGAGGAGGAAGAUAACGAUCUUCUCGACGAAGAUGAUUUAUAUGAUAUUUCUCUUUUGAAGAACAAAAGGAAGCAAAGUUUUGUACUCAAUAAGAAUACCGUUGGUUUUGAAAGACUAUCGUCUCCAUCAACUCCGGUAAAGGUACCGUCUAACACUACUACUACUACUAAAAGGAAAUCUACAAAGUCGUUCAAUAAUAGUGGUGGCACUAACAGUAAUAACGAAAACACCCCGAUGGAAAGAAUAAAGAAACCGACUUCGUCCGUGUCAAAUUCUAAUAGUAGUAGGCGGAAACUAAUUAACUAUACCAAAAAACAUCUAUCAUCACAUCCUACACCAUUCAGUUCAAGCCCAAGUCCUACAACCACAUCAUCUUCGGCACACGCGUCGUCUUCGGACGGUAGCAACGAAAUAUUUGCGUGCCAAAUCAUGAAUCUUAUUAGUAAUGAACCAUGUGGUGCACAAUUUUCAAGAUCAUACGACUUGACAAGGCACCAAAAUACCAUACAUGCCAAGAGAAAGAUUGUAUUCCGUUGCUCUGAAUGUAUAAAAAUUCUGGGAUCAGAAGGUUAUCAGAAGACAUUUUCGAGAUUAGACGCUUUGACGAGGCAUAUAAAAUCAAAGCAUGAAGACUUAUCAUCGGAACAACGUCAAGAGGUUACAAAAUUUGCCAAAGCUAAUAUUGGUUACGUUAUGGGUUAA